AUGGGAACUACGUGUGGACUUUUCAGGUUUGCUGACAGUAUUGACAAGUUGUUGAUGUUUCUUGGUGCUCUGGGCAGCAUUGGAGAAGGAUUGGCAGCUCCAAUGACCAUGUACAUGUUAAGUGGAGCAAUAGAUGCGUUUGGGACUGCUGAUCAGUCUAUUGCCAAUGAGGUCGUCGACAAGUAUGGACUCAGGCUACUCUAUGUUGCUUUUGGAGUUGGCUUUUCUUGUUUCUUAGAAGGACUUUGCUGGACAAGAACUGCUGAGAGGCAAACAUCAAGAAUACGUAUGGAAUAUUUAAAAUCAGUCCUCAGACAGGAAGUUGGUUUCUUUGAUAACCAAGAUGCUUCCUCGACAACUUUCCAAGUUGUCUCAAACAUCUCCGCUGAUACUCACACCAUUCAGGAUGUUAUAGCUGAUAAGAUUCCCAAUUCCGUGGCUCAGUCGUCUGCACUCAUAUUUGGCGUUAUUGUUGCCUUCCUACUCUCCUGGCGAAUAGCAUUGGCUUCUCUUCCUUUCGCCCUUGGAUUUAUAACCCCAGGUGUCGGAUUUGGAAAGUUAAUGAUGGACAUGGGAGUCAAGAGUAAGGAUGCCUAUGGGGUUGCAGGCAGUAUCAUAGAACAGGCAAUGUCAAAUAUUAGAACGGUUUAUUCCUAUGUGGGAGAGCAGAAAACGGUUGAUAAGUUCAGCCGUGCCCUUGAUGAAAGCAUGAAUCUUGGCAUAAAGCAAGGAUUAAUGAAGGGGUUGAUGAUUGGAAGCAUGGGUAUGAUUUUUGCAACUUGGGCAUUUCAGUCUUGGGUUGGAGGUCUUCUUGUCACUGAAAGAGGAGAAAGUGGUGGCCAUGUUUUCAUAGCUGGAAUCUCUAUCGUCCUUGGAGGACUGUCCUGUAUGACUGCUCUACCUAAUGUGCCAUUUAUAGUCGAUGCAUUAGCUGCUGCAAAGCGGAUAUUUGAGAUGAUUGAUCGUGUUCCAGAAAUAGACUCUGAGAAUGACAAAGGGAAAGUUUUUGCAAAUGUGAGGGGACAAAUUGAGUUCAGAGAAGUUUAUUUCAGUUAUCCAUCAAGAAAAGAUGAGCCAGUCCUUCAGGGACUUAGUCUUAAGGUAAAACCUGGUGAAAAAGUUGGCCUUGUGGGUGGAAGUGGUUCUGGGAAAUCGACAAUUGUUUCCUUGCUUGAAAGGUUCUAUGACCCCGUCGAAGGAGACAUACUACUUGAUGGGCACAGAAUUAAGAGACUCCAGCUAAAAUGGCUGAGGUCUCAAUUUGGGCUGGUUAAUCAGGAGCCAUUUCUCUUCGCCACAUCCAUAAAGAAAAAUAUACUGUUUGGAAAGGAAGAUGCUCCACUGGAACUGGUUAUAAAGGCGGCUAAAGCGGCAAAUGCACAUGAUUUCAUCCUAGAAUUCCCACAAGGAUAUGAUACUCAAGUGGGACAGCUUGGCGUUCAAUUAUCAGGAGGGCAAAAGCAAAGGAUUGCUAUAGCAAGAGCAUUACUCAGAGAUCCAAGAAUUCUUUUACUUGAUGAAGCUACAAGUGCUUUGGAUGCACAAUCUGAAAGUGUAGUACAGGAGGCCAUUGAUCAAGCUUCACAAGGCAGGACAACUCUACUCAUUGCUCACCGGCUUUCUUCAAUCCGGAAUGUUGACAAGAUCAUGGUGCUCAAAUCAGGGAGAGUUGUUGAAUCAGGUACCCAUGAUGAGCUGAUGCAAAUGAAUCAUGGGGAAGGUGGAAUCUACAGUCAGAUGGUGAGGUUGCAGAAUUCAGCGAUACAGAAUGGAUAUUCACCGGAUGAAAGAAGCCCAAAGACAAUAGUGUAUGCCCAUAAUAGCCCUGCUUCCCCCUUUACCGAUGCACUGCCCAUGAGUUUGCUUUCAUCAAUUCAAAAUAGCCCUGCUUCCUCCUUCAGUCUUCAUCGUUGUGACAGUGAUGUAAAAUCAGAUUAUUCUUCAUCUCCAACUCUUUCGCAAUGGCGUUUGCUUGAAGUGAAUAAACCAGAGUGGAAGAGGGCCUUGCUUGGCUGUGUAGGAGCUGUUGGAUUUGGGGCUGUGCAGCCUGUGAACGCCUAUUGCAUGGGAGCUCUCGUCUCUGCUUAUUUUGAGGAUAAAAGCUCGAAAGUGAAGUUGGAGACGAGAUUUUACAGCAGCGUCUUUCUCAGUAUUGCGGUUAUCACCUUCUUUUUUAAUAUACUCCAGCAUUACAAUUUUGCAAUCAUGGGAGAAAGAUUAACCAAACGAAUCCGUGAAAAGCUUCUUCAGAACAUACUCAGUUUUGAGAUUGGGUGGUUUGACCAAGACGAAAAUACUAGUGCUGCAGUUUGCGCACGGCUUUCCACUGAAGCCAACACGGUUCGCUCUCUUGUUGGUGAUCGUAUCUCAUUACUGGUUCAGGUUUCUGCUAAUGCUUUUCUGUCCUUUGCACUUGGAUUAAUUGUUGCAUGGCGAGUUGCAUCUGUAUUGAUUGCAAUACAACCUUUUCUUAUAGUCAGCUUUUAUUUCCAAACUGUUUUGAAGAAACAAAUGUCUAGAAAUGCCCAAGAAGCACAAAACGAAGGGAGCCAGUUAGCAAGUGAAGCAGUGGUGAACCACAGAACUAUUACUGCAUUCUCUUGUCAAAAAAGAAUUGUGGACCUCUUUGAAGAAACACUGAGAGGCCCUCGAAAAGAGAGCAUAAGACAGUCAUGGAUUUCAGGGGUAGGUCUAUUUAGUUCCCAAUUCCUAACAGUAGCUGCUGUAGCUUUGACGUUUUGGUAUGGUGGGAUGCUGAUGAGCAAGGGAUUACUGAGCUCAAAGCAGCUCUUUCUGGCUUUCUUCAUAUUGAUGAGCACUGGCAAGACCAUUGCGGAUGCAGGAACCAUGACAUCUGAUUUAUCUAAAGGUAGCAGUGCAGUUAGAUCAGUUUUUGCAAUUCUAGACCGGAAAACCAAGAUUGAACCGGACAACCUUGGAGGUAACAAAGUUAGAGAAACUCUACAAGGUAAGAUAGAGUUCAAUGAUGUUUACUUUUCCUAUCCAUCAAGGCCAGGAAAAAUGAUCUUCCAGGGCCUCAGUCUCAAGAUAGAAGCUGGUAUAACAAUGGCACUCGUAGGGGAAAGUGGUUCUGGCAAAUCUACUGUCAUUGGAUUAAUUGAGAGAUUCUACGAUCCAUUAAAAGGGUCCGUUCUGAUAGACGACUAUGAUAUCAAAAGUUACAAUUUGAGAGAGUUGAGAUCACAAAUAGCACUAGUGAGCCAAGAACCAGCUCUUUUUGCCGGAACCAUCCAUGAAAAUAUAGUUUACGGAAGAGAUGAUGCGACAGAUUCUGAAAUCAGGGAAGCUGCAAUACUUGCCCAUGCUCAUGAAUUUAUAAGUUCAAUGAAGGAUGGUUAUAAAACACACUGUGGAGAAAGAGGAGUCCAACUUUCAGGAGGACAAAAGCAAAGAAUAGCAAUUGCGCGUGCGAUACUGAAGAAUCCAUCAAUCCUCCUUUUGGAUGAGGCAACCAGUGCCCUCGAUAGCAUGUCGGAGAAUUUAGUCCAAGAAGCACUCGAGAACAUGAUGGUUGGGAGAACUUGUGUGAUUGUUGCACACCGGUUGUCCACGAUACAGAUGGCCGAUUGCAUCGCAGUUGUCAAGAACGGAAAGAUUGUGGAACAUGGGUCACAUUCUGAGCUACUUGCACUUGGAGAUCAUGGUUCAUACUAUUCCUUAGUCAAGUUACAGCAUUACUAUGCAAGUUGACUAAGGAACUUAUGCAGCACAUUCCAAGGUUACUUGCUCUUGGGAAUCAGGCCUGCAUUACUAUAACAUUAUUAUCAGUAAAAUAGUGGUCAUAUAAUCAGUUUAUGCUAAAUUUAAUGAAGCGAUCGAUGUCAGUCGGGAUUGUCAGCUGCAGGAUAUCAAACUUCAACCGGACCAAAGAUCAUGUAAUUAAGGGACAAAGUUAUGAACAAGAACAAAUUCUUAGG
Sesamum indicum (sesame) is the source of this 3938-nucleotide messenger RNA. Its product is annotated as ABC transporter B family member 15-like. NCBI's taxonomy places the organism in Eukaryota, Viridiplantae, Streptophyta, Magnoliopsida, Lamiales, Pedaliaceae. Gene Ontology annotation, cellular component: membrane. The record is from RefSeq and is a predicted model, not a curated record. Gene Ontology annotation, molecular function: ABC-type transporter activity; ATP binding; ATP hydrolysis activity. Gene Ontology annotation, biological process: transmembrane transport.